Cucurbitaria berberidis CBS 394.84 is the source of this 1494-nucleotide messenger RNA. RefSeq lists its product as uncharacterized. Gene Ontology annotation, biological process: lipid metabolic process. Bases 1 to 1494 code for a protein of 497 amino acids. The record is from RefSeq and is a predicted model, not a curated record. The transcript has a single exon. Gene Ontology annotation, molecular function: oxidoreductase activity. NCBI's taxonomy places the organism in Eukaryota, Fungi, Ascomycota, Dothideomycetes, Pleosporales, Cucurbitariaceae.
AUGGCCACCACAACCGCCCGCGCCCAGCGCCAGGGCAUGAAGAGGAACAUGACGGCCGAGUCCUCGCCGUCGACGGUUGCCAACUCGGUCUCCGGCUCGCCUAUCGACUCUCCAGCUCAGUCGGCCUCCAACACCUCGCUUUCCUCGCUGGACGAGUCACCAGAGCCGGUCAAGAACUCCCGCGGUGUUCUUCUCGAUACCUACGGCAACGAGUUCGAGAUCCCAGACUACACCAUCAAGCAGAUCCGCGAUGCCAUCCCCAAGCACUGCUUUGAGCGCUCUGGCCUCAAGGGACUGGGCUACGUCGCUCGUGAUAUUGCUUCGCUCGCUGCCACCUUCUACCUGUUCCACAACUACGUCACCCCCGAGACGGUCCCAUCCACUGCCGCUCGCGCUCUUCUGUGGGCCGGCUACACUGUCAUUCAGGGUCUGUUCGGCACUGGUCUCUGGGUCCUUGCCCACGAGUGCGGACACCAAGCCUUUUCGCCUUCCAAGACGCUCAAUGACACUGUCGGAUGGAUUUGCCACUCUGCUCUUCUUGUCCCCUACUUCUCAUGGAAGAUCUCGCACGGCAAGCACCACAAGGCCACUGGCCACAUGGAGCGUGACAUGGUCUUCGUGCCCAAGACCCGAGAGGUCUUCGCCACCCGUAUCGGCAAGUUGGCUCACCAGCUCGACGAGCUGACCGAGGAGACGCCAAUUGCCACGCUUCUUCACAGCCUGGGACAGCAGCUUGCUGGAUGGCCUCUGUAUCUGAUUGCCAAUGUUACCGGCCAUAAUUUCCACGAGCGCCAGGCCGAGGGCAAGGGCAAGGGAAAGAAGAACGGCUUUUUCGGUGGUGUCAACCACUUCAACCCCGCUAGCCCCCUCUAUGAGAGGAAGGAUGAGCAACUGAUCCUGCUCAGCGAUCUCGGCAUCGCCAUCACCUUUGGUGCCCUCGUCUGGAUUGGCAAGACUUUCGGCUUCGCGAACCUGUUUGUCUGGUAUCUCGCCCCGUAUCUGUGGGUUAACCACUGGCUCGUCGCCAUCACCUUCCUACAACAUACCGAUCCUACCCUACCCCAUUACGAUGCCAAUACCUGGACCUAUACUCGCGGAGCUGCUGCGACGAUUGAUCGCGAAUUUGGCUUCAUCGGACGUACCCUUCUCCACGGCAUUGUCGAGACGCACGUUCUCCACCAUUACAUCUCCACGAUCCCCUUCUACAACGCCGAUGAGGCUUCAGAGGCCAUCAAGCCCGUCAUGGGUAAGCACUAUCGCGCGGACACCAGGGGUGGCUCUAUUGGCUUCCUGAAGUCUCUCUGGAAUAAUGCCAGAUGGUGCCAAUGGGUCGAGCCGAGCGAGGGUGCUGAGGGUGAGGGCAAGGGAGUCCUCUUCUUCCGCAACCACAACGGUCUUGGUACCGCGCCCAAGAAGAUGGAGGCCCCAGUUGCGAAGGCGACUGCUGGCAAGGGCGCGAAGAUGGAGGUUGGACCGGAGAGCGACAUUGAGUAA